AGUGUUGUCGGUUGUCAGGACGAUGUGACAUAGUUUGCGCUGAAUGGGGGAGGAACUGAGACAACUGUCUGGCGUCUCCAUGACUUUGUCCCAGAAAGUGACCAUCCGCUACGGUCCCUAUGAAGCGAAUGGAGUGGUGGACUACAGGACCUGGCGGCUCAUCGGACUCCAGACCAUGCUGGAUGUUGAAGGUCAUCAGUGGGUCCUUGAACAAUCUCCUGACUGGAACGUUGUGGAACUAGUUGUGAGAGGAGAGGUUGUCUACACCUGUGACAUAAAAGACCUUGAUUUUGGAGGAGAUGGGAAGCUGGACCCACUCUGCAAGGCAGCGGUGAAAGCUGUACGACAAGCCUAUUGACCAGCUUCACUGAGGGAUGAAUCACUGCUUCUCGACACUUCACAUGCUUCUCCCAUCGCUGCCAAAUAACAUAAACUCCUCUCUGGGAAUUAUCAGCUUCUUGAAGCAGAGCUGAAUGUAAUAGUUCUGUGUUUUACUCUUUAAUCAGUAUAAUAGAAUUAAAUAAAGUCACUUCAUCCAUA
This is a messenger RNA of Amblyraja radiata (thorny skate), 540 nucleotides long. RefSeq names its product chromosome 37 C10orf53 homolog (gene c37h10orf53). The transcript is spliced from 3 exons. The record is from RefSeq and is a predicted model, not a curated record. Bases 44 to 358 code for a protein of 104 amino acids. NCBI's taxonomy places the organism in Eukaryota, Metazoa, Chordata, Chondrichthyes, Rajiformes, Rajidae.